GAAACAGUGCGUCUGUUGUAGUACGCAAUCGGGCCCGGGGGCUAGCCGUCGCUUUAAGAGUGCUGACGAGGAGGGCUGGACCGAGCCGACGCUGAACCGAGCGGAACCAAGCUUCGCCGCCACUCCUUCGACAUUCUCUUAGCGGAGGGAGAGAGGGAGAGAGUUUGAGAGAGAGAGAGCGAGAGAGUUUGAGAGAGAGAGAGAGACGGAGGAAGACGAGGGAGAGGAUGGUGCUGCUGACCGUUACGUGGGUGCAGAGGGUGGCGCUCUUCCUCUCGUUCGCGGGCCUGGUCAUCACCUUCGUCACCACCCUGGUGCCCCUGUGGAAGUGCCUCAACACGGACCUGAACGAGAUGGAGAACUGGUACGAGGGCCUGUGGCACACCUGCAUCUUCCAGGACGAGCAGGGCUUGCAGUGCAAGGCGCUGGACUCCUUCCUGGCGCUGCCCACCGACCUGCUGGUGUCCCGCGUCCUCAUGCUGGUCUCCGUGGGGACGGGGCUGCUGAGCGUCACCAUUGCGUUUUUCGGGCUGGAGGGCGUGGACCUGUGGCCGGGCCGGCACGCCCUGAAGAGGGGCCUCCUCAUCGUCGGGGGGCUGCUGUCCCUGGUGUCCGGGGUCACCACCCUGCUGCCCAUCUCCAUGGUGGCCUACGUGACGGUGGUGGAGUUCUGGGACGAGACGGUGCCCGAGAUCGUGCCCCGCUGGGAGUUCGGCGAGGCCCUCUUCUCCGGCUGGUUCUCCGGCCUCUUCCUGUUCGUCGGCGGGACCUUCCUGCUGGUCUCCGUCUGCAUGACGGACCGCAGCCACAGGCACACCAGCCUGCCCAGCUCCCUGGAGUCGGGGAGGAAACCGCAGUACCUGAAGACGGUGAUUUUAUAAGGUUCCUCCUUGAAGUGUCCUUUAAAACGCUCGCUUGAAAUGGGUCUGUAAAAUUCAGGAGUCUCGGUCUGCGCGUCGAGUGGCCGAUGGCUUGGGGACUGUUGUGAAAUAUUUGAAGUUGCUUUUUAAAAAAAUAUUUCAAAGCCAUAUGUGUGUGUCCUUACAAUGCUGAACUUCGGAUUUGUUCGAGUGUGUCUUAUUGUAAAAAAAAGAGUGCAAUGAAAGCUUUUUGAAAUCUUAAACCCACCCUAGGAAGCAAAUGAUGGUUAUUUUUGUUUUAGUAACUUUGUGUCCUUUGUUGCAUGUAAAUCCAGUCAACUGGCCUGGAGCAUAUCAUGUACCUGUAAUUGCAUUUUCACCAUUUCUACUGAUUUAAAAGCAAUGAUCCAAUCUUCUGUUCUCUCUUUCUCUAUUUCUAAUACAACUGAAACAAAAAUAAACCUGACGUGCACAUUUGAUGUUUCACAGUGA
Messenger RNA from Anguilla anguilla (European eel), 1352 nucleotides. RefSeq lists its product as uncharacterized. Gene Ontology annotation, molecular function: structural molecule activity. The transcript has a single exon. Gene Ontology annotation, cellular component: bicellular tight junction; plasma membrane. The record is from RefSeq and is a predicted model, not a curated record. Lineage: Eukaryota; Metazoa; Chordata; Actinopteri; Anguilliformes; Anguillidae. Gene Ontology annotation, biological process: cell adhesion; bicellular tight junction assembly. Bases 228 to 881 code for a protein of 217 amino acids.